AUGACGCAGCGUACCUUUUCCAUCAAUGUCACUUCCGACAAUGUUCCUGGCGAGACACCUGUGCGUCGGUCCAUUCUCGCUCCAUCAGAGCUCAUGAAGAUCCCUGCUCAAGGUGUUGAAACUCUUUAUGACGUCCUCGACUAUGCUGCAACAACCUACAAGGAACGACAUGGUUUUGGAUAUCGUAUCCUUGAAAAGACAUUCAAUGAAGAGAAGGAGAUCAAACGUAGCAACGGCAAAGUGGAUAUCAAGCAAUGGACAUACUAUCAGUUGAGUGGAUAUCACUAUUACAGCUACAACGAGGCUCGAGAGAUGACCAAGAUACUCGGUGCUGGAUUAUACAAAUUGGGCAUGAAAAAGGGUGAUCGAUUGCAUUUGUUUGCUUCUACAAGUGUCGAGUGGAUGAUGAUGGCACAUGCUGCAUUUUCCCAGGCAAUUUCCAUUGUUACAGCUUAUGAUACACUUGGCGCUGAAGGUCUUCAACAUUCAAUCAAUGAAACAAAGAGCUCUGUGUGUUUCAUUAAUGGCGAUCAGCUGAAUGUCUUGGAGGAAAUCUUACCUUCUUGUCCUACCAUCACGCAUAUCAUUUACCGUGGCGACGGCGACGCUUCCGUGGUGGAGCGUUUACUCUCCAACAAACAAGUUCAACAUGUCCUUCCUUUCCAAGAAUUGUUGGUUGUCGGCAAGGCCAAUCUUGUGGAUCCUGUCAAGCCAGCCAGCGAAGAUAUCUGUUGCAUUAUGUAUACCAGUGGCAGUACCGGCAACCCUAAAGGUGUUGUCUUGACCCAUGGCAAUGUGGUAGCUGCAAUUGCCGGUGUUUGUCGUAUGUUGCAGCAUCUUGUUGAAGACAAUGAUACCAUGAUGGCUUACCUCCCUUUGGCACAUGUCCUUGAAUUCCUUGUGGAGAAUCUUUGUAUCUUUUUGGGUCUUACUCUUGGCUAUGGCACUAUCAAGACAUUGACAGAUGCUUCGGUGCGAAACUGCAACGGUGAUUUGAUGGAGUUUGGUCCCACUAUUAUGACAGGCGUACCUCAAGUGUGGGAAACCAUUCGCAAGACCAUUCUUGGCAAAGUGGCUCAGCGAGGUCCACGUAUUGAAUCCGUAUUCCAAGGUGCUUUGAACCUUAAGGAGUAUCUUCAGAGCAUGGGUUUACCUACCGGCUUUUUGGAUCGCAUUAUCUUCAAGAAUGUCAAACAACAACUCGGCGGUCGACUACGUUAUGGCUUAUCAGGUGGUGCACCACUCUCUUCUGAAACACAACAAUUCUUAUCCUUAUCUUUGGCACCUAUCAUCUGUGGAUACGGCAUGACUGAAAGCUGCGGUAUGUGUGCUGUGAUGGCUCCGGAGCAAUUUGCUUUAGGCGAAGUGGGUGCACCUGUACCAUGCGUUGAGGUGAAGCUGGUUGAUGUGCCUGAGCUUGGUUACCUAAGCAGCAACAAGGAUCGUCCACAAGGUGAAAUUUGGAUUCGUGGCCCAUCUGUCACUUCCGGUUACUACAACCAAGAGGAACUUACAAAGGAAACCAUUACGUCUGAUGGCUGGCUCAAGACGGGUGAUAUCGGUGAAUGGAAUGCUACUGGUACCAUUACUAUCAUUGAUCGCAAAAAGAACCUCGUAAAGUUGAGCAAUGGCGAAUACAUUGCCUUGGAAAAAGCCGAAAGUAUCUACAAGACUUGCGUUAUUGUGGAGAACAUGUGCAUGUACGUGGAUCCCUUAUACCCCAAACCCGUGGGUCUCGUCGUGCCUGUGGAAAAGUCCCUUCGAUCGUUGGCAGCCAACAAUGGUAUCCAUGUUGAGGAUUGGGAGCAAUUAUGUGCCGAUCGUCGAGUACGUAAACUCGUUCUGGAUAUGCUGCAUACCCAAGCAAAACAAUCAGGACUCAAGGGUGCCGAACUUAUGCACGACAUUUGGCUUUGCAAGGAUCUUUGGACAACAGAGAUGGGCUUGUUGACUCCAGCACAAAAGAUCAAGCGAAAGGAAAUCAGCGAGACCUAUGCCAAAGAAUUGAAGGACAUGAUUUCAUCACAAAAGCAAUGA
Molecule: messenger RNA, 2037 nt
Organism: Lichtheimia ornata
Lineage: Eukaryota; Fungi; Mucoromycota; Mucoromycetes; Mucorales; Lichtheimiaceae
Exons: 8
Coding region: 1-2037 (678 amino acids)
Biological process (GO): long-chain fatty acid metabolic process; long-chain fatty-acyl-CoA metabolic process
Cellular component (GO): lipid droplet; plasma membrane; endoplasmic reticulum
Molecular function (GO): long-chain fatty acid-CoA ligase activity
Source: RefSeq, a predicted model, not a curated record